Molecule: messenger RNA, 1641 nt
Organism: Cladophialophora yegresii CBS 114405
Lineage: Eukaryota; Fungi; Ascomycota; Eurotiomycetes; Chaetothyriales; Herpotrichiellaceae
Exons: 2
Coding region: 1-1641 (546 amino acids)
Source: RefSeq, a predicted model, not a curated record
AUGCCACUCAUCAUCGUCACGGGCCUCCCCUGCUCCGGCAAGACCCACCGCGCACAACAGAUCGCGGCCUCCCUGACCGAGUUCAUCUCCUCGUCCACCGACCCGACCAUCUCGAGGCGCACCGUGCAACUCAUCCCGUCGCAGCACGCUCGUGCCGAUCGCGGUUCUCACGGCGUCGGGUCCGAAACUACGCAAGACGCGGCCUCAUCUCUGCGCGAUCAGAUCUACACGUCCGCAGCGGAGGAGAAGACUGCACGAGCGGCAGAGUUCUCGGCCGUCAAGCGCGCGCUCGGUCGGGACAAUGUCAUCGUGGCGGACGCGUUGAAUUACAUCAAGGGAUAUAGAUACCAGUUGUGGUGCGAGGCCAAGGCCGCGGGGACCAGGUGUUGUGUCGUCCACGUGGCGGCGCGGGAGGACGAGUGUGCCGCCUGGAAUGCCGAACGGGCGAGGGCACGGGGAUCCGGACGCAGGGCCGGAGAGGAUGGCGAACAUGAACACGGUACACACGAGCAAGGGCUGAAGAAACACGACGGCGAGAAUGUCCUUGGGGAGUUGAUCCCUGAGAGCCAUACGGCCAUCUAUGGCGAUCGCGGCGUGAGGGAGACGGAGACCAGCAGGUCGCGGUCUUCGUCUCUGGACGACAUGGAGGGGGUCACUGCCCGAGCGGGACAGCCGCACGAGGACGAGACCAUGACGCUCAAGUCUCUCUACAUUAGGGACCGCGCCGACACGGGUUCGGCAACGGCCACAUGUCAACCUCAAGCGUCGACAUCCUCACCCGCAUUCGCACCUUCACCUUCACCUGCACCUGGUGUCUCAAAUACAAUGCCGCCCCCACCAUCAACGGCCUCAGCUCCCUACAGUCCAUCGACCCUCUCCUCCCUCUGCAUGCGGUACGAGCCGCCCUCUCCAUUCUCCCGGUGGGAUACGCCCCUCUUCGUCGUUCCCUCCACGGACGUGGCCCCUCCCAUGGCAGACAUCUGGACCGCGAUAUACCCCACACCCACCAGACCGACGAGUAAAAAGGCCUUAAGCCAGCUGGGACCGAGACCGCAAUCUCAUCUCAAAGCAAGUACUCCCGAGGUCGAAGACACCGGACGAGAGAAUGCGGGCGCGAACUCCAAUGCUACAAAACCCGAAGACCCCACCAAUGGCGGUUCAGUGGUGAAACCCCACGCCGCGACGGUCCUCCCGCGCGCGACCGGCGCCGACGCCCUACAAACGCUCGAGUCCGCGACCAUGGAGGUCGUGAAACAGCUGCUCGCGCAAGCGAGGGCCCAUACCCCGGCGAUUUUGCAGGGCGAGGGCGGGGAGGUGGAUCUGCGUGUGCCUGUGGGGAGAGAACAGCGCGCCAUCAACUCUGCUGCUGCUGCUGAUGCUGAAGAAGAAGAAGAAGAAGAAGGAGAGGAAGUUCGAGAAGAAGACGCAGAGGCAGUGCACGUGACGUUACGGAUCCCUCCCGGCGUGAAUCUGAACCAGCCGCUGCUCCAGCGGUUGCGGCGGAAAUACACGCAGAUCCAGCGCGGCGGGAUCGCGCAUGGGCAGGGGUAUAUAGUUGGGCGGAGGGCCGUCGUUGAGUCCUUUGUAGGGUUUUUGGCGGAUGAGUGGGACGAGGAUGAGCCGGUAGUUGGGUUGGGUUGA